Aedes albopictus (Asian tiger mosquito) is the source of this 4803-nucleotide messenger RNA. RefSeq lists its product as uncharacterized. Lineage: Eukaryota; Metazoa; Arthropoda; Insecta; Diptera; Culicidae. The record is from RefSeq and is a predicted model, not a curated record. The transcript has 3 exons. Gene Ontology annotation, molecular function: zinc ion binding; nucleic acid binding. The coding region runs from base 1232 to 4666 and encodes 1144 amino acids.
ACUUCAAAGCUGCUUAAGAUGCUACUCGGAACUUUGUCGGAACUUUCAAGUUCAUAGAAGUUCAGUUCAGUAGCAUUGUGUUUCAAUGGAGAUUAAAUUUAUUUCUUUUACAGGAAACAACUGUUUAAGCAUACACGAAUAAAAGAAUUUAUCAAAUCAAUGAAUACUAGGCUUGAGCAAAAAAAAAAAUUGCCGCUCAUCGGAUUCGAACCGAUAGACGCUGCGUGAGAACCCUACGCUCUACCACAGUACUACAGUUGCGAUUGAGCGAACAGUGGCUAAAGUCUGACUUGAAUCGAUUUCCUGCCGGCAGCUAGUUUUGCACAUUUGUACAGUAGUGAAGUUAACUUGACUUUGUCAAGUGUCUUCAGCAGCGCAGCGGUAAGUCGGCAGGCUAUCACGCAGGAGAAUCCAGAUCAAAUCUACAUAGCAGCGACAAGUGUGAACAUAUAAUUAUCAGAAGCGAUUUCCAGACAUGAAUCACAACCCCACCAACCCACCAACACCACAUUUUUGUUCCUGCAUGAAUUUUGUCAAAGUUCUGUCAGAAUCUGCUUAGACGGUUAUCCAGCGUGCUUAUGUGAACUUUCAAGUUCCAAAAUUACUUAAAAAUGAAGCUGCUUAGAAGGCUAAUGAGCAACCUCGAACGAGCUGCUUAGCUUAUAAAGUACCCUUUUAUCUGAUGUUCGGAUAAACAGGAAUGACCUGUACAAUGGGGAAUCCCCCGUCAGCUUACGUUCAACGAUUGCGAGGAGAUAGACGUCAACGCAAUGACUGUCAUACCUGAUGGGAGAUGAUAUAGAUCGAGAAAACGUGCUUUACUAUAUGAUGCAGAUGUGCUGAUGAUGGUGAAUUAAUUGCAGAAUUUAACCGAAAAUUGUUUGAAUUGAUAGUGAAAUUUAGCUUUAUUGUAUUUGGGUGAAAGAUAGUGGGUGCAGAGUGAGUGAACAUUAUGGAAAACGGAAACUAUUUGAGAUAUAACAUGAAUUUAUACUCUGUAGGUUAGGCAUUGCUUCGAACACUGGUUCAGAUAUUAGGAGUUCCAAAUCUCGUAUUCAUUCUUUUCUUGAGCCUGGGAUCUUCUACCAAAAAUCGAGUUGAGGUCGUGCGUGGGAUCAGUCACCAAAGGGAAAAAUUAAUCUUUGAGCGAAUUACCCUAAACCGCUACAGAGAAGUUUUUCUGGCCUUACCUAGUCCGAACAAUCUCAAAGAUUAAUUUCGGAAGCGCACGAUGGCCCAUAAGCAGCCGACGAUCGACAGCUAUUGCCUAUGCGAGUUGUGCCAGCAAUCACCCUCCGCUGAUCAUGGUAUGGUGGCAUGCGACGAAUGUGGAAAGUGGUUCCACUACAUGUGCGCUAACGUCGACGAGUCGAUAAAAGACCAUCCCUGGUGCUGUGAGGGAUGCCUGCUGGUGAGAUCUCGACGGCAUCGAAGCGGAGGUAGUUCCACGUCAUCGAGACGUCGAUUCCGGGAGCUGGAACUUAAACGGCUGGAUGAGGAAUACGCUCUGCAACAAGAGUACAUGCGGAAACUGUACGAGGUGAUGGCAUCGUGUCUUGAGGACGACGAAGAGGACGAUAGUGAGGUCGGUAGUAUGGUGUACAGCAGCGCAAGUAGGACAAGAAAGUGGAUCAAGAGUCAGCGAGAGGCCGAGGGGAAUUUUGGUCCCGGUAAGGCCUAUAGUUUGCCUUCGAUCCCGCAUGAAGGUCCUAGCAACGUUGUAGGCCACGGAGCGUCCUACUCAAUUACACCUUUAGGUCGCCCGGAAUCGAGAUUGCCAGCUCGAAAGAAUGCUGUUGCAGCCGGAAUCCCACUUGAAGGUAGUAUGCCGCGUUAUAUACCGUCCCUUGCUGACCCUAUGGGGUCCGUGUCGAGUCCACACGGGCUGGGGCGGAGUCAACCACCAAGUCAAGCAUCAUAUUGUGGAGGCUCGUCGUUCCUGCCGGCCCGGCAGCAAAUAGUCCCGCCGGGUUCGAUUGAGCUGGAUCAUCCCUGUAUGGAAAAUUCCAAUCCGCAAGCGCCGAUGAUGAAUCGGUCAUUAAUUCCGAGACAAUCGCGAUCCAGUCCGGUGAUCAGACUACAGGGUGGUCCAACUCCAGCUCAAAUUUCAGCUAGGCAAGUAUGGCCGAAACGAUUGCCGGCGUUUUCUGGAGCGGCGGAGGAGUGGCCCAUCUUCAUUAGUUCGUAUGAGAGCUCGAACACCGCAUGCGGAUUUUCCGAGGUGGAAAACCUCAUUAGGCUGCAGGAGAGCCUAAAGGGACCGGCGCUGGAGAUGGUCCGCAGCAGGCUGGUGCUACCGGCGAACGUACCGAAGGUUGUAGAAACUUUGCGUCGUGUCUACGGGAAACCAGAAGUGCUCAUACGUUCGCUGAUCUCAAAGGUACGAAUGAUAGAUCCGCCGAAAUCUGAUCGCUUGGAUACUAUCAUUAAAUUCGGGAUUGCCGUGCAACAAUUGUGCGACCACUUGGACGCCGCCAAUCAACAAGACCACCUCCGAAAUCCCGUGCUGUUGGAGGAGAUGGUGGAGAAGUUGCCUGCCAGUUUCAAGUUGGAGUGGGUACGCUUCAAGAAGGAUGAACAUCUAGUGUCUAUCCGCACCUUCGGCGACUUCAUGGAGAAGCUGGUAGACGAAGCUAGUGAGGUGACACUUUUAAAUACGCCGCCUGAACCCGCGAUGAAACCGGAGAGAAAAUCGUCAACGAAGCCGAAAGGGUUCGUACACACGCACAGUGAUGCGGUACCGAAUGUUACAACUAAAACUGAAGCUGUUAAGUUGGGCGAUGACAAGUUGUGCGCAACAUGCUCUAAAGCCGGGCACCGCGCGCGAAAUUGUGAGGAGUUCAAAAGGCUGCCACCGAACGAACGUCUUCGACUAGUAAGAGAUCGGCAGCUGUGCGCCGUGUGUCUGUAUAGUCAUGGCAGCAUGCGCUGUCGCAACAAGAUGCUGUGUAACGUUCCGGGCUGUAAUGCAAAACACCAUGCUCUACUACACCAGGCUGAGAAACCGGAGGAAUUGAAUUGCAUGGUGCAUCAGCGAAUCAACAAAUCCUCUGUCGUCUUCCGCGUCGUACCAAUCACCCUCAUAAACGGGUCGAAGGAAGUUGCAACCUUUGCCUUCUUGGACGAGGGUUCGUCCAGAACACUAUUGGAGAGCAGCAUGGCGAAGAAGCUGGGACUGAAAGGAGCGGUCAGACCACUGGAUCUGAAGUGGACUUCGGGCGUUACCAGAACUGAAAAGGCAUCAAUGAGCGUACGCCUGACGGUGUCAGGGAAAGGAUCACCCACGCGAUAUUUGCUGGAAGAUGUGCACACCGUAGAACGAUUGAAUUUGCCCAAACAGAGCGUGAACUUCACUGACUUGAUUGCGAAGUUCGAACAUCUCCAAGAACUGUUUGUCGAGGAUCAAGUGAACGCUGAACCUACUAUCUUGAUCGGCUCAGGCAAUAUCGACUUGAUGGCUCCGAUGGAAUCGCGAAUUGGGAGAACAGGAGAACCAGUCGGUCUGCGCUGCAAACUUGGAUGGACAGUUAGUGGACCUGUUACUUCAAGCGGUUCAGAAGGAUACUGCGGCGUGCAUCAAUGCGAUCUGUCGAUGGAUCAAUCGUUGAAGAACUACUUCACCAUGGAAGAGGCUGGGAUUGCUUGCCCGUAUCGCUUAGAAUCCGAGGAAGACCGCAGGGCGCGAGAAAUAUUGGAGGCUACUACGAAGCGUGUCGGAAAUCGGUUCGAAACCGGUCUUUUGUGGCGAACCGACAAAAUUCAGAUGCCGGACAGCUACUCCAUGGCGUACCGCCGUAUGCAAAGUUUGGAGCAACGUUUCCGGAAGAAUCCGGACCUGCAACUGAAGGUCGCCGAAGCGGUCAAAGGAUUCGUUGAAAAGGGGUAUGCUCACAAAGCGUUACCUGGAGAACUUCGUAGCAGCAAACCGGGACAAGAGUGGUAUUUGCCCUUGAACGUAGUGGUCAACCCGAAGAAACCAGAGAAGAUUCGGCUAACGCUGGAUGCCGCUGCCAAGGCUGGUGGAACUUCGCUUAAUGAUAUGCUGCUGAAGGGCCCAGACAUGCUCCUCUCCCUUGUGGAUAUCAUCAACUACUUCAGAGGGCGGAGAAUCGGGUUUGGAGGCGAUGUGAAGGAAAUGUUUCUGCAGAUCCGGAUGCGUCGACCAGAUACACAAUUCCAGAAAUUCCUUUUUCGACAAGACACCUCUCAAAAUCCUGACGUGUACAUCAUGGACGUCGUCAUAUUCGGAGCUAAGUGCUCACCGUGCAACGCUCACUUCACGAAGGACAUCAAUGCACGUGAGUAUGCUGAUCAAUUUCCAGCCGCCGCAGAUGCCAUCCUCAAGCGUCAUUAUGUCGAUGACUAUUUUGAUAGUGCGGACAGCGAGGACGAGGCGAUUCAGCGAGCACGGGAAGUAAGGGAAGUUCAUUCGCUCGGAGGGUUUGACAUCCGUAAUUGGGUGAGUAAUUCACCUAAACUACUCACGGCGCUGGGAGAGGAAAAUAGAUCCACCAAGGCACUAUGCUACGACAAAUCAACGGAAUCAGAGCGAGUGCUAGGGUUACUUUGGGAACCCAAAGAAGACGUGUUCAUCUUCACUAUGGGGCUGAAAGAGAAGUUGAUCCCAUACCUUGUGGACGAAAUUCGACCGACCAGUGCGUCAUGAGCUUCUAUGACCCUGUGGGAUUCCUCUCUCCCUUGCUGGUGCAUGGGAAGAUCAUCAUCCAAGAGACCUGGAGAAGCGGGACGGAAUGGGAUGAACCAGUGACGGACGAAAUUUUCGAAAGGUGGCUAAGCUGGACA